GAUGUUGUUUUGAGGCAUUUGUGUCAAUUUUAAUAGGAUGCACUUCCGACCUCUUUGCAGAGACAUCCUGUAAGACGCAGACAGAUGAAUUCUGAGAGGCCGUAGUCAUGGUGAGAGCAGCCAGCUCAGAAGAGGAUCCUUACUUUUUGAUCAGCGGCUGCGGCACGCCUAAAGGCCAGGCGGCAGGACCUGAAAAACCAGGUGCAUGAGAAUAUUACUCUGACCGAGGAGCAGCUCCAGUGAGCAAGCGUGGAGCACCCUCCUCCUUCUCACUAACUCACUCCCUCUCCUCCUCUCUCGCCACAUAAACACUCUGAUUCCCACAGAAACCACACACACAGAGGCAUUUCGGCUUGUUUUUUAAAAUUCUGUGGUGCUUUGUGUGUCACUUUAGUAGCAUCUGGGACUUAUUUUCGUCUCGGAGCAGCUCACCUCCACUCCUUUACUCCCUCCUGUCUCCCUCCCCAGACUCGGCGUGACCGUCAAGCCCUCCACCGGUGGACUAUGCCCCCCUCGGUCAGCUGAGGGAGGGGGCUGAACACUGGUUGGAGAAUACUUGGGCUGAGAUUAAAGAGGAGACGGUUUGGUUUUUACUGAAGAUGCAAGCUUCAACUGCCUCACCUGUGACCAACACUACAGCAACUUCGAACACAACCGCCGUCACAAAGACCAGAGAACAAAUACUCAUCCAGAGUUCUGGCGCUAUGAUCGCUGUCAUCGUCAUAGGCAUCAUCAUCAUUCUCGCCAUUCUACUGAUCAUACUGAAGACAUACAACAGGCGAACACAUGCGUCCAGAGUCCUGGGAGCCAGGGGGGGCUCCAAACCUCGUCCUAAGUUAUCACAAUCCACCGUUCAGAGCAACAUGCCGCUGAGCACCACUGGAAUCAACUCGGUGUCGGGCAGCAUCACCAACUCAAACCCGGCCUUGGAGAACGGCUUCCAUCUGCCCAGAGCAGAGCUCAGCAGCGUGGAGGAAAAUCACUUAGAGCAGUUCAGCACCACCAGCGGCUCCACAGUGGUCACCAUACACGAUAAUCCGUCGUUCGGAAACACGUAACAUCAAGACUGUGGUUUGGUCUCCAAACAAGCAUUGACUAAUGUGUUGUCCCUGACCACAUACUGUGCUGACUGAAUCCUGUGGAAAAUCAAUGCAUGACGUUUGUGUUGUCACUGUCAGUCUCCACCAACUGAGCCACUGCUGGUGACUAUGUGGAUAACAAGAUGUCCCUUUGCUGUACAAAACAUAGAACAAGGAAACGUUCACAGUGGAUGCCAUGAAGGAAUCGCAAAACUGAAGCUUUCUUUUGAAGAAUUGCUUGUUGGCUAAAGUCAGUGUUCAGAGAUUGAAUGUCACAAAUGUCUGUACUGCUUGCUAAUGUUGCUUCACUACUAACAAUGAAGAAAUGUGUAGUGAAGGAUGUAAUGGCUGGACAAUGUUGGUCUUAACUGUGUACAUUUCUGUAUUUAAGAAAAACUUACAAGUUUGUGAGUAAAUGUAGGAAAAACCUUAGAGAGGACAAAGGCAGUAUGAAAAAAUAUAAAUCAGUUUGUUGUGGAAACCAAUGUAACUGAGAAAAUGUUAUUAUUGCAGAUUUAUUUUGACCAGUUAUAUUCCUUACUUAAUCUGAUUUGAGUUGCAUGAUUGUCUUUGUUUUUCUGCUCAAAGAUUCACUUAGACUAGUUAUUAGAAAUCUAUAAAAUAUCAGUGUCUUUUUUUUUUUUACCACAUGAUGAGACAAUGGAGACAUUUUGUGAAACAUCUGUCAGCCUAACUUGCUGAUGUGAAUCCUUUUUAAUUUGACACCAAAGUAUUUUGCACUUUAUUUCCGUUGCUCCCUGUAUUUGUAUUGUUUGUGGGUCUUUAUUAAAUUAAGUGACAUGUUAAUAAAAAUGCAAUAUUUCGA
This is a messenger RNA of Acanthochromis polyacanthus (spiny chromis), 1905 nucleotides long. RefSeq names its product non-compact myelin associated protein (gene ncmap). The transcript is spliced from 4 exons. Gene Ontology annotation, cellular component: Schmidt-Lanterman incisure; plasma membrane; paranode region of axon. The coding region runs from base 600 to 1058 and encodes 152 amino acids. Gene Ontology annotation, biological process: regulation of myelination. NCBI's taxonomy places the organism in Eukaryota, Metazoa, Chordata, Actinopteri, Pomacentridae. The record is from RefSeq and is a predicted model, not a curated record. Gene Ontology annotation, molecular function: structural constituent of myelin sheath.